This is a messenger RNA of Prosopis cineraria, 1509 nucleotides long. Its product is annotated as rhodanese-like domain-containing protein 8, chloroplastic. The record is from RefSeq and is a predicted model, not a curated record. The coding region runs from base 10 to 1353 and encodes 447 amino acids. The transcript is spliced from 8 exons. NCBI's taxonomy places the organism in Eukaryota, Viridiplantae, Streptophyta, Magnoliopsida, Fabales, Fabaceae.
UCAUCUUCAAUGUUCUGUAAUCGGUAUCACGCCCAAGAGUUCUCACUAAGGAUGAGCGUCUUGUGUGAGGUUAUCUUCGGUGCACUCACUCCUAAAGUUACUACGUCAUUCUCCAACAGAGAUUUCGUUCCUUUCCAAAACCACCUUGUCAAUUUGAAAACCUUUUCUUCUGUCUCUUUCCGCCAUCGAAAAUGGUUUGUGCUCAUUUCACAGCCCAGCUCCGUGAAGAAGACGCGUGGCAAGUAUAGCGGAGCUGAGUGUUCCACUUCUAGCCAGUGUAAUGCUUCAGAUGCUUUGGAGGGUGAUUUUGUGGUUGUGAAUUUUUACCAUUUUUUGUACAUCAAGGAUCCGGAAGCAGAAGUCGCCAAACACCUGGCUUUCAUGGAGGGUCUUGACUUAAAUGGCAGAAUAUAUUUGAAUGAACAAGGUAUAAAUGCGCAGUAUAGUGGACCAUCAAAAGAUGCUCUGGCAUAUGUCCAAUGGUUAAGACAAGAUGAAAAAUUUUCUGAUAUCCUAGUUCAGAUUUCUCCAUCAGUAAAAGGGCAUGCCUUUCCAAGGUUGAAGUUGCGGUACAAGCCUUCACUUGUACAGUUGGAAGGUGGCAUAUCACAUCUUCCUCUUCUUGAUCCUUCAAUGCGAGCAAUGCCUUUAGCGCCAUCAGAAUGGAGAGAUAGAUUGGAAGCAAUGAAUAGGACUGGUCUUACUUCAAAAGAGUGUGCUGACACCAAUUACAUUCUAUUGGAUGUGAGAAAUGGUUAUGAGUGGGAUAUUGGACAUUUUCGUGGUGCUUUGCGACCUAAUGUGGACUGCUUUAGAACCACUUCAUUUGGUUUGUCCCAGGAAGAGGUCACUGCUUCAGAUCCUUUAGCAAAUGCAGAUAAAGAUAAAACAAAUAUAUUGAUGUACUGCACUGGAGGGAUUCGUUGUGACAUAUAUUCUACAAUAUUGAGAAAGCAGGGCUUUCGGAAUUUGUAUACCUUGAAGGGAGGUGUUUCUAACUAUUUAAAGAAUGAAGGUCCUGCGGAAUGGGUGGGAAAUCUAUUUGUGUUCGACUCUCGUCUGUCUCUGCCUCCUUCUUCAUAUUAUCCUGGAGCCACAAUUGAAACAGACAUGUUUGCAAAAUGCUACAUAUGUGGUUCUCAAGUCAGUGAAUUGAGGCAUAGGAACUGUGCAAAUCUUGACUGCAAUUUGCUUUUCCUGUGCUGCAGAAAAUGUGUGGAUGAUGUAAGGGGAUGCUGUUGUUGGAGUUGCACAAAAGCUCCUAGAAUUAGGCCUGUUUUAGAUGGAGGUCAGAGAUACAAAAAAUGGCACAUCUAUCGUGAUAUAGAUGUGCAGAGCAAGAUAACAACUUGAGCAUCAAUAAAAUAGACCUUUGUUUUCAUCACAAAUGUUGGUAUCUUAUGUUGGUAGUGUAAUUACAACUGACUAAACUUUAAUGUAUUUUCUUUACAUUUGUAUUGUAAGAGUGCUUUGGCAGGGAAAUGGAAUGGAAUUUUGCUGAAGUGAGAA